AUGGCCUGUACAAAAGAUUACAGCGUCGAUAUGAAGGAUUUAUUAAGUUUGCAAAAACUAAUAAUUCCCACCAAGCCGGAAGUCAAAUGUUUAUUGGCAUGUGCCUAUAAGAAGGCGAAAACUAUGAAUAGCAAAGGAUUGUACGAUCUAGAAGCAGGUUAUAAAAUUGCGGAAAUGACGAAAAAUGGAGAUGAGAAAAGAUUGGAAAAUGCAAGAAAAUUAGUAGAUAUUUGCGCAAAAGUAAAUGAUGAGGAAGUCAGUGAUGGCGAGAAGGGGUGUGAGAGAGCCGUACUUAUAUUUAAAUGUCUUACGGAAAAUGCUCCAAAGCUUGGAUUUAAAAUAGAA
Brenthis ino (lesser marbled fritillary) is the source of this 345-nucleotide messenger RNA. Lineage: Eukaryota; Metazoa; Arthropoda; Insecta; Lepidoptera; Nymphalidae. The record is from the annotation of a GenBank genome assembly.